AUGUCCGAGGAGUUCAGGAAGGCGAUCCUGAACCGCCUUGCACCGCCAACGAAGGCUCCGUGGGCCGAAGAUGAUGAGGAGGAGGAGCUGGCUGAUGAGCUCGGCGAGCUCGGCGGCGCGAGCGCCACGAAGAAGGCGACGAUUGAGCCACUCUCGGCAUCUGAAUUCUUCUCUCAGGCGCUCGAGAUCAACCCGCCAGGGAACGACACGACGUUCCGCGCGUACAUGACUCCGCCGAAGGCCGUCCCUCCAUCCCCCGGACGGCCUGCCGCCUCGACGUCUUCCCUUAAGCAGCCGAAUCCCGGAGGUGGCUUCAACCCCACGCAAGCGCCCUGGGCUUCGAACGCUGUGAGCCCCGGUGCCUCGGUCCCCGCAACACUACCCCCAAGCGCCCCAGCCACCUUCCCCGGCAAGCUUCCCUCCGCUAUGGCCACUUCGGGCUCGGCGCCGGGCAUGGGUUCGGUGACGGCGCCAGGACAGAGCCGCAACCCUCACGGAACGUAUUUCGUCAUGCACCACGGGGCGGGCGCAAGUGGACUCAGCUUUGCGGCGCUUGCGAAGGAGAUCGCGGCACGAGGACCAGAGUAUGGCGUGCUUUCGUUCGACUGCAGGGGCCAUGGGAAGACGCGCACCGAGGGAGCCGCCGGGCGGGAUACGGAUCUCAGCCUGCCUACGCUGAUCAACGAUCUGACGGGUAUUAUCAGGCAUACGUUCCCGGACCCGAAGACGGCGCCGAGUCUUAUCCUCGUCGGACACUCGAUGGGCGCAGCGCCGUGCAUUGACGCGGCCCCGCUGCUGCAGAAGGAGGGCUACACCGUGGCGGGCGUUGCAGCGCUGGACAUUGUCGAGGGAACCGCCGUCGAAUCGCUCCCGCUCAUGAAGAACAUUCUCUCAAAGCGGCCCCCGUCCUUCGGCUCGGUUCCCAGCGCGAUUCAGUGGCACCUCGAUUCGGGCAGCAUCCGGAACCCGACCUCUGCGCGUGUUUCCGUGCCCUCGUAUGUUGUGCCGAUGAACACACAAGAUAAGGAUGGGAAGCAGCGGUGGCGAACGGACCUCCUUGCGACGGAACCAUUCUGGCUCGGUUGGUACGAGGGCUUGUCGAAGCGGUUCUUGUCCUCAAGAUGCGCUCGCAUUCUCGUUUUGGCUGGCCAGGAGAGACUAGACAAUGACCUCAUCGUCGGCCAGAUGCAGGGCAAGUUCCAGCUCGAAGUCAUGACGGACGUAGGCCACUUUCUGCACGAAGACGACCCCGCGACGCUGGCGACGACGCUCGUCAACUUUGCCCGCAGGAAUACACAGGUCCUCGUUCUCCCACCCAAGAUUGGCCAGCCGACGUCCAAACCUGUCGAGGUGAAACAUGUGGGCGAGACGUAG
Molecule: messenger RNA, 1374 nt
Organism: Trichosporon asahii var. asahii CBS 2479
Lineage: Eukaryota; Fungi; Basidiomycota; Tremellomycetes; Trichosporonales; Trichosporonaceae
Product: structural constituent of ribosome
Exons: 3
Coding region: 1-1374 (457 amino acids)
Biological process (GO): protein demethylation
Molecular function (GO): protein methylesterase activity
Source: RefSeq, a predicted model, not a curated record